CUUUGGCUCCCUGUGCCAUGAGUCCCACAGUUACGCCGGCUUUGGAGCCGCACGCUACGUCAAUUCACCCCUUCGCUCGGUUUCCGCUGGGCAUCCUGCAUGGAUCGCCAGACUACCCAACCCUAGCAAUUUCACGCUUUCCCAUUCCCAUGAUUUCUGGAGACUACGCCAAGAUGCCGUCUUCCUUGUACCCUGUAUAUCAGUCCCGCUGAGCGACUGCUUUCUUCCGCUGUGGUCCUUACUUGGUCUUCCCGCACCAAGUCGUACACACUCGCUGACACGCACAUUAAAGGCACCCAUGAAAGUGUAAUCUCUCAAUUACCAGAAACUUGACUCAGCCACGGCCUAGUACCAGCCUUGAACACGGAACCGCCUUCGCCAUGGAGACAUACCACGGCCACGUCCGCACACCCAACGAUGCGAUCAUCCUGUUCGAGGCGUGCCGGAUUGGCAUAUUACCGCGAGUGCAGCGCCGCCUGUCUGAGAAGGAACGCCAGCAGAUCAAGUCGGGAUCCGUAUUCGUCUGGGAUGAGCGCGAAGCCGGCAUGAGGCGAUGGACAGACGGAAAGUCGUGGAGCGCGAGUCGCGUGUCGGGCAGCUUCUUGACCUACCGCGAGAUGGAGGGCAAGCGUGGAGGAAGCGCUCUGCCGGCUGCGCCCAUAGUGAAGCGAGCCAGCGGAAAGUCCCCAGAUGGCUCGGCCACUGGCGACUCGGACGGCGAGGGCCCAGACGGCUAUCGAUACAAGCCCGACGGUCUCAUGAAGCAGUCGUUCAGCAUCACCACGUCGAGCGGGCAGCACCUCCACCUCAUCAGCUACUAUUCUCGCUCCAAUUCGAACAACCUCCCACAACCCACCAACGAUGCGCAACUGCGGCACAUUCGACCCCCGAAGAACAUGUACCCAGAAUCUACCGUCAAUGAGGCGCAGACGGUACCCGUUGUCACUCGAGGACCCAUGCCAGGCUCACCGUAUAACGCACCUGGACACAGCAUGGGUCCAUCUUCACCAUACGCACGCCCUGGGCCCGUAGCCCCAAUGUACGCGGUCCCCGUCUACCCUCCCACGCCGCCCAACGGCACGCCCCCGAUGCACGCAUACUACGCGCAACACCCUUACUUCUACGGCGGUGUCAUCUACGCUCAGCCUCCAUACCACCCGCAAGGCCACGUUUUCGACCGUCCACCACCCCCCAUGAGCAAUCCAGGCGCCCCAGCACCCGGGCAUCCUAUGCUUGUUCAUCAUCCUGCCUACGCAGCACACCAACAAUACUUUCAACAGAAACAGGCUGCUGAACAGGUCCAACACCAACAGUAUGCCAACGCAGCCGCACCUCCCCCCGCGCCUACCGUCUCUGCCCCUGAGCAAGGCCCACAACUCCCUGCCAUUAAUGGCGGUGCGACUUCAACGGGCGCAAACAAGCCACCAACGCCAGAACCUGCCAGCCAGCCGCAGUCCCAGGCCCCAGAGUCGAACGGCGCCGCAGCGUCUCGACCACUGCCGACGCUUGGGUCGCUUCUCAACGGAGAAGGUCCAGAGAAGGAGAACCAGAGCACUAGCCGAUCUGGGAGCCGCAGUCCAAACACUGCGUCACGAUUCCCUCGUGAUCUUGCCCCGGAGCGCAUUGCCAAGAACAGUUCUGCCGCAGAUAGCAACGCGCUGAACAAGCUCAACAGCGUCUUUGUCCGAUCAUAGGAUGACGGCACACUCCUUCUUUCUCUUCUUACACGAACAACGAUUGUCUAUUUCUUUGUUUCAUUCAAAAGGAACAGGGGCGGAUAUCUGAUGCGUUACGACUUGCAUAUGGGCGGCGUUUUGGGUGGGUGGCAUGUCUAUAUUUCUCAGCAUGGAUUUCGGGUAUUAUAUCAGCCAUGGGUCGGCUGGGUGUUAUCGGCGUGUGAAUAGCGAUGCAUGCGCUUCAUGGGAACAUGGGGAGAUGAUUCUCCAUCUGUAUUUUGACACUAGCAGCACGUUUGUUGCAGCAAUAUAUGACUAUGCGACAACAGCAUAACUCUUCUCAC
Cucurbitaria berberidis CBS 394.84 is the source of this 2020-nucleotide messenger RNA. RefSeq lists its product as uncharacterized. Gene Ontology annotation, molecular function: DNA binding. The record is from RefSeq and is a predicted model, not a curated record. Lineage: Eukaryota; Fungi; Ascomycota; Dothideomycetes; Pleosporales; Cucurbitariaceae. Bases 381 to 1694 code for a protein of 437 amino acids. The transcript has a single exon.